Molecule: messenger RNA, 480 nt
Organism: Mercenaria mercenaria
Lineage: Eukaryota; Metazoa; Mollusca; Bivalvia; Venerida; Veneridae
Product: nuclear factor interleukin-3-regulated protein-like
Exons: 1
Coding region: 1-480 (159 amino acids)
Biological process (GO): regulation of DNA-templated transcription; circadian rhythm
Cellular component (GO): nucleus
Molecular function (GO): DNA-binding transcription factor activity; DNA binding
Source: RefSeq, a predicted model, not a curated record
AUGGAUAGAGAUAUACAUUCAAAGUCGGUGUUGACCUUCACCUUUCAUUCUACAUAUGAUGAUAUAUAUCCUAUGGUAUCAACGAUACCUACAUGUGUAGUAAACCCGUCUAAAGCCACAAAGGAAUGUACGAGCUACGACAAUGUCUCAGCUCUAGCACAACAUAUUCCGAAACGUAGACAGAAAGAAUUCGUUCCUGAAAAUAGGAAAGAUAACGGUUACUGGGAAAAAAGGCGAAAAAAUAACGAGGCUGGAAAAAAGUCCAGAGAAAAGAAAAUAAUCAACACCCUAGCUUUAGAAAACACAAUGAUGGAACUUACAAGAGAAAAUAUCAGGCUCAAGAAUGAAUUGAUGCUAAUCAAGAGAAAGUUUGGGGUGUCAUUUGGUAAAGCUUUCACAGGGGACGAGGCUGGUAUUCAACGCAGAGAGAAACACCCGCAAUUACAUCCGAUCGAUCUCAGAAUCUGUAAGAGCAGAUAG